AUGGUAUUCUCAAAGCUAGCAACCAUCUCAUCGUUCCUAGCCUUUGUCUCCUUUGUUGCAGGCCAUGGCUACGUCUCCAGCAUCGUAGCCAAUGGACAAAACUACACCGGCUACAUGGUUGACAAAUACCCAUAUAUGAGCGACCCUCCCAAGAGCGUAGGCUGGGCCACGACUGCCACAGACCUUGGCUUCGAAGACGGCACCGAAUACCAGUCCCCGAAUAUCAUAUGUCACAGAAAUGGCGUCAACGCCGCGUUGAGUGCCACCGUCACCGCAGGCUCCAGCAUUGACCUCCAAUGGACGCCAUGGCCAGAGUCACACCACGGCCCCGUCAUCACCUAUCUUGCGCCGUGUAACGGCGAUUGCAGCACAGUUGACAAGACGACCCUCAAAUUCUUCAAGAUCGAAGAGAGGGGCCUCGUCGACGGCUCAGUUGUACCCGGCAAAUGGGCUGCGGAUGAGCUUAUUGCCGCGGGAAAUCGGUGGACAGUGAAGAUUCCUUCAACUAUCGCGGCCGGUAAUUAUGUGAUGCGUCAUGAAAUUAUCGCUCUUCACUCAUCUGGCCAGCUGAAUGGGGCUCAGAAAUAUCCUCAGUGUAUUAACUUGCAGGUCACUGGUGGUGGUAGUGCUGUGCCUGCUGGCACACUUGGCGAGGCGUUGUAUAAGAAUACCGAUGCGGGCAUCUUGUUCAAUAUCUAUACUACGCUUUCCAGCUAUCCCAUCCCGGGACCGGCGUUAUACUCCGCAUGA
Molecule: messenger RNA, 750 nt
Organism: Penicillium brevicompactum
Lineage: Eukaryota; Fungi; Ascomycota; Eurotiomycetes; Eurotiales; Aspergillaceae
Product: lytic polysaccharide monooxygenase auxiliary activity family 9 protein
Exons: 2
Coding region: 1-750 (249 amino acids)
Source: RefSeq, a predicted model, not a curated record